CCAUGACUGCCAAAAUGGAUCAUACUACUCCUUCUAAGAUUACUAAAAACGUUGAGAAUACUCCUACGACCAUCAUUGUCCCAGCACUCAACUGUUCCAUGGGCAACUUGUCACGACGUUGUCUUGCCAAUUCUUACUCAACUAAAACUUUCGUGCGGGAUAAAAACAUUUCAUCGACACUACUUGCGUCUUGUCCCGAUUACUUCCGUUGGAUUCAUGAAGAUCUAUGGCCCUGGAGGAGAACAGGUAUCACUAGAGAAAUGGUGAUGCGUGCCAAUCGAACAGCCAAUUUCCGGCUGGUGAUAUUGGAUGGGAAAGCUUAUGCGCAAACGUACUCAAAAGGGUUCCAGAGUCGGGACACGUUUACGCUGUGGGGGAUCCUGCAGUUGUUGAGGAGGUACCCUGGCAAAGUGCCUGAUUUGGACUUGAUGUUCGACUGUGAUGACUUGCCAGUCAUUAGAAAAGAAAAUUUCAAAGGUGUGAAGCACUCGGCACCUCCAACGUUGUUUGGAUAUUGCAAGGAUGAUUCGACGCUCAAUAUUGUGUUUCCAGAUUGGUCAUUUUGGGGUUGGCCUGAGAUCAACAUAAAACCAUGGGAGGCAUUGUCGAAAGACCUCAAAGCAGGGAAUAAGAGGAGUAGUUGGACGGAGAGGGAGCCAAAUGCCUAUUGGAAGGGCAAUCCAUACGUUGCUGCCACUAGGAUAGAUUUACUCGACUGUAACGUUUCGGAUAAAUUGGACUGGGGUGCUCGUAUCUAUGCUCAGGACUGGCAAAAAGAAGAGAAAGAGGGUUUCAAGCAAUCAGACUUAGCAAGCCAAUGCACUCACAGAGAUUUGAUGCCGUUGCAACAUUACUGGCCAAUUAAGGAUGAUGACAAGUGCAGAUCCAUCAAACAUGCAGUCGACUGGGGUAAUAGUCAUCGUGAAGAGGCUCAGGCCAUUGGCAAGACAGCAAGCAGCUUUGUUCUAAAUGAGCUGAAGAUGGAUUAUGUUUACGACUACAUGUUUCAUCUGUUGAGUGAGUAUUCCAAGCUCUUAAAGUACAAGCCCACCGUGCCUGACAAAGCAGUCGAGCUUUGCUCAGAGGCGAUGGCUUGCCGUGCGCAAGGAUUGGAGAAGAAAUUCAUGACUGAUACUCUAGUUAAAGGUCCUAGUUUUUCAAGCCCAUGCACCAUGCCUCCACCUUAUGGCCCUGCAUCUUUUCAUUCGGUUAUUGAAAAGAAACGUAACGGUAUAAAGCAAGCAGAGAAAUGGGAAAAUGAAUCUUGGCAGAAUCAGAACAAGCAAGUAUAGGAACCUUAAUAUUUUUUCUUCAUUGUUUCUUACA
Messenger RNA from Sesamum indicum (sesame), 1326 nucleotides. NCBI's taxonomy places the organism in Eukaryota, Viridiplantae, Streptophyta, Magnoliopsida, Lamiales, Pedaliaceae. The record is from RefSeq and is a predicted model, not a curated record.